AUGGCUGUGUAUUUUGACAAUCGUAUUGAACUUCUUGAUUCGUCUGCAUCUCCGUCCUUGAUUUCCUGGCAUAGUCACUACCCGCUGCUGGCUUUAACCUGUUUAAGUCCGAUUGGAGGGGGUAGUGUGGAUAUCUAUAAUGAACUGGGAGAUCAUAUGAAUGGAACACACGUGGAGAGGUCCUAUCAGCCCACUAUGCUUCGAUGGCACCCAACAAGACGUAUUUUAGCUGUGGGCUGGGCUACGGGUGAAGUGGUAGCAUUUAAUGAGCAAGACAAAGAGCAACACGCUGUACCAACAACUCAUAGCGCGGAGAUCACAGUGCUGGAGUGGGGCAGCAACAAUAACCGCCUAGUCUCAGGAGAUGCUCUCGGUGUGCUUGUAGUAUGGCGUCUGGACCAACGUGGACGGGUACAUGGAACGCCCUUGCUGAAGCUUGAAUAUCACAAAGUUAUGACCUAUUGUCUCUUUAAACCUUUAGGUCCUGAAGAGGACAUGGCUCAGCUGGCCAAAGCUGCAGUGAGUGGGGAUGAAAAAGCAUUGGAUAUGUUUAACUGGAAGAAAUCUGGAAAGGGCAGCCCCAUGAAGACUGGUGCACAGCAGGAUUUCUCAUUCUUCCUCGGUGCAGUAGAUGGUUGUGUUCAUUGGAUAAAUGAGCAGGGUAAAACCAAGCAGCUAGUAUGUGUGGACAACCCAGUUCAAAGGCUGUUUUUCAUGGAGAAGAAGGCUUUUUUGGUGGUGAUUACAGAAAACCUGCUGCUAUCCCAGUUCUUCUUUAGUCCAGAAGGAGCAGUUCAGGAGAUUACAAAGGUGAAGCUGACAGGAAAGAUCGGGCAGGCUGCUGACAUCCUUUGGGUGGAUAACAGACUGUUGAUUACUGCAACGGGGGAACCUGUGAUAAGGUUUUGGGAUCUGGAGCGAGAUGACAAUUAUGUGCUUUCUCUGGAUGACCAAUUGGGCUUUGAAAGUGGGGAGACAAUAAACUGUAUUUCUUUCUGUCAAGAUAAAGCCAUCCUGGCAGCUGGAACCAACAAGGGUCACGUGGCAAUGUGGAAUAAAGUGCCUCCUACAUUGCAGAAUGUUAAUGGAAAGGAAAGUUGGAAACUUCAGACGCCAACAGAACUUGAAGGAAAUGUUGCACAAAUAGCGUGGGGCUCUUCCGUGAACCUUCUGGCAGUCAACAAUCUCAGCUCUGUUGUAGUCCUCAGCGAGCAAGUCAUGUGCUCUCAUUUCAACCAACAAGUAGCAGCUGCACAAGUUGCACCAGCUCAGCUUAAUGUGACGUACUUCGGAACGGACAGCGCACACAGCUUGCGGGCAGACUUACAUAUCAAGGGAGUCUUUGUCACAAAGGACAGAGUUGCUGUAUGGAAUGGGAAACAAGUCUUAGUGUAUGAACUAGCUGGACUUAUUCUAAAAAACAUAGGUUCCUUCAUGUGUGAGUCUACAGUGUUGGUGAUGAACGAGGAAAACAUUUACACCGUAGAGCUUAAGAGUGUCCAGGUUCGAACGUUGCAGGGUACUGUGAAGCAGAGUCUACUCUUCAGUGAGGCAGAAGGAAACCCGUGUGUGUUGCAUAUUUGUGGGAGCUUCCUGACGGUCACAACUGAUACUGCCCACUUUAAGAUCUUCAAUCUGUCUCGAUGGGAGGCCAAAGCUCACAGCGAUUGCAAAAAUCUGUCUGAACUUGUACCGGGUCUUGGAAGCAUCGUGUCUGCGAAAUGUAAUUUAAAUGGCAGCAAAGUCAGCCUCCUCGCAAACAAGACUGAUGGCCAUCUGGACUCAAAAAUAUACGUGUAUGAUGUUGAAUUGGAUACGGUAACAUUCUUUGACUUCUGGAAUGGACAGACGGAGCAAGAAUCAGAAUCAAACCUCCCAAGAAACACCAAAUUACUUGAUCGCAUUCCAAUAAGCCACUAUUGGGAUCAGAGUGAUCCUCGUCUGUUUGUUUCUGAGGCCAUGCUAGCUGUUCCAAAAUCACUGAACUCCUCACCCAAGCAUGAAACAGACAAGCAAGUAGAGAUCUCUCAACUGAAGGAAGACAUCUUGGUCAUGUCAUUCUUUAGCACCCAAGAAAACGAGCUCUUUCUCCAAGAUAGUUUCCCACGACCUGCUAAUCUCCAUUCUCUCCUUGGGAUCGAAGUGCCACAUUACUAUUUCACAAAGAAGCCCGGGGAGGAGGAAAAAUCAGUAGAGCCAGAGAUGGGAACACCAAGGAUUCCACAAAUGGUGGCAAAGAGAGCCCUUCGAGACUUCACUGGGCUAGAAGAGUGUGAUAAAACUACCCGCGAGGCCAUACUCAACUUUAGCUUCUACCUCACUGUAGGAGACAUGGACGAAGCCUUUAAAUCUAUCAGGCUCAUCAAAAGUGAAGGGGUAUGGGAGAACAUGGCCCGCAUGUGUGUGAAGACACGGCGACUUGAUGUGGCCAAGGUGUGCCUGGGGAAGAUGGGUCAUGCCCGCGGUGCCCUAGCCCUGAGAGAAGCAGAGAAAGAGCCAGAGACAGAAGCCAGGGUAGCCAUGCUUGCCAUUCAGCUCGGCAUGUUGGAAGAUGCUGAGCAACUGUACAAAAGCUGCAAACGUUAUGAUCUGCUAAAUAAGUUUUACCAGGCUUCAGGAAGGUGGCAAGAGGCCAUCGAAACAGCAGAGAACCAUGACCGAAUUAACCUGCGCACCACUUUCUACAACUAUGCCAAACACCUGGAGUUUAUGGGGGAGCGUGACCUCUCUAUAAAUUACUAUGAGAAAUCUGGCACUCACAAUUCUGAGGUUCCAAGGAUGCUGCAAAAGGACCCUCCGGCUUUGGAGAGCUACAUACGCAAGAAGAACAGCAAGGAACUCUGGAAAUGGUGGGCUCAAUACUUGGAGAGUAGGUCAGACCUUGAGUCCGCCCUCAAGUACUAUGAGAUGGCUCAGGAUUACCUCUCGCUGGUCCGUGUACACUGCUAUCUUGGAAAUAUUCAAACAGCAGCAGAAAUAGCUAAUGAAACAGGUGACCGUGCAGCAUCCUAUCACCUAGCACGUCAUUAUGAGACUGAAGGGGAGAUUAAACAGGCAGUUCAUUUCUACACCAGAGCACGUGCAUUCAACACUGCCAUCCGGCUCUGCAAGGAAAAUAACCUUGAUGACCAACUAAUGAACCUGGCUUUGCUAAGCAAUCCUGAAGACAUGAUGGAAGCUGCCAGAUAUUAUGAGGAGAGGGGAGAACAGAUGGAUAGGGCUGUCAUGCUUUUCCACAAGGCAGGCCAUAUUUCGAAGGCCCUAGAGCUGGCUUUCGCCACAGAACAAUUUGGUGCACUACAGUUGAUUGCAGAGGAUUUGAAUGAGAAAUCCAACCCGGCUCUGCUUUCCCGUUGCUCAGAGUUCUUCAUCGAGCAUAGUCAAUUUGAGAAGGCUGUUGAAUUACUGCUAUCAGCUAAAAAGUUCUACGAUGCUCUACAGCUAUGCCUUGAACAAAACCUUGUUAUUACGGAGGACAUGGCUGAAAAGAUGACUGUAUCUGAAGCCUCUAAGGAGCUGAGCGAUGAGGCACGAAGGGAGCUUCUUGAGCGGAUAGCUGACUGCUGUAUGAGGCAAGGAAAUUAUCACCUUGCCACCAAAAAAUAUACACAGGCUGGGAACAAAAUAAAGGCCAUGAGAUCCUUACUAAGAUCUAGCGACACUGAGAAAAUUGUGUUCUUUGCUCGUGUCUCAAGACAGAGAGAAAUCUACAUCAUGGCAGGCAAUUACCUGCAGUCUCUGAACUGGCGCAGUGACCCUAACAUCAUAAAAAAUGUAAUCAGCUUUUACACAAAAGGCGGCGCUCUUGACCUCUUAGCUGACUUCUAUGAAGCCUGUGCACAAGAGGAGAUUGAUGAGUAUAAAAAUUAUGAGAGAGCUCUGGGAGCUCUAACUGAAGGUUACAAAUGCCUUUCCAAAGCUGUGAUGCGGAGUCCUGAGGAGCAGGAGAGGAAAUUGUCCUAUAUGCAGAGCAAGAUGACUCUUGUGAAGAGAUUUAUCCAGACUCUUAGAUUAGAAGACGGGCAGGAAACUAUCAAACAGUGUGGGCUGCUACUGCAAGAACCUGAUCUAGACGGAGCCAUCCGUAUUGGGGAUGUCUAUGGGCUGCUGGUAGAAAACCACAACAAACAGGGAGAUUUCCAAACGGCAUACCGUUACCUGGAGGAAUUGCGUGCCAAGAUGCCCUCGAAAAACCUGACACACUAUGUGGCGCAGAGCACCGUGGAAGCCAUACAUCGUGCCCUGGCCAUCCCAAUCAAGGAGGAAGAUUAAAAGAAAGUAUAUGUGUAUAUAUGGUGUUAAUUUAUUAUAUUUGCUGUUUGUUAUAAUGAAGCUAUAUUUUUUUAUAUUAAACUUUGUUCUUUCACAGCCAACAUAUUAAAAGAAUAUUGAUUUAUGUACUGUCAUAUAUAUUCUUCAAAAAUCCAAUAAAAAAAAUUUGUAUAA
Bombina bombina (fire-bellied toad) is the source of this 4446-nucleotide messenger RNA. It is a transcript of the gene IFT140, whose product is annotated as intraflagellar transport 140. The coding region runs from base 1 to 4272 and encodes 1423 amino acids. Gene Ontology annotation, cellular component: intraciliary transport particle A; ciliary basal body; axoneme. Gene Ontology annotation, biological process: intraciliary retrograde transport. The record is from RefSeq and is a predicted model, not a curated record. NCBI's taxonomy places the organism in Eukaryota, Metazoa, Chordata, Amphibia, Anura, Bombinatoridae. The transcript has 29 exons. Gene Ontology annotation, molecular function: protein binding.